Molecule: messenger RNA, 921 nt
Organism: Fonsecaea erecta
Lineage: Eukaryota; Fungi; Ascomycota; Eurotiomycetes; Chaetothyriales; Herpotrichiellaceae
Exons: 2
Coding region: 1-921 (306 amino acids)
Biological process (GO): proteasome-mediated ubiquitin-dependent protein catabolic process
Cellular component (GO): cytosol; proteasome regulatory particle, base subcomplex; nucleus
Molecular function (GO): polyubiquitin modification-dependent protein binding
Source: RefSeq, a predicted model, not a curated record
AUGGUGCUCGAAGCCACCAUGAUCGUUGUUGACAACAGCGAAGCCAGCCGGAACGGCGACUACCUACCCAACCGAUUCUCAGCACAGUCCGAAGUCGUCUCCCUCAUUUUCAACGCAAAGACGUCCUCAAAUCCCGAAUCCGCCGUCGGUAUCAUGACCAUGGCCGGGACCGGCCCCAAGGUCCUCACCACCCCGACAGCCAACUUCGGAGCCCUCCUGGCCGGCCUCCAUGAAACCAAGAUCAAGGGACACAUCAGGUUAGGCACGGCGAUCAGCGUGGCGAUGCUGGCCCUGCACCACAGAGCCAACAAGUCUCAACGACAACGGAUCGUCGUCCUGAUAUGUAGCGAACUGGAUCCGAAGUUUGGAGACAAGAACGACACGGAGAAGGAGUUGAUCAAGCUGGCCAAGAAGUGCAAGAAGAACAACGUCUCGGUCGACUUUGUGGCCUUUGGCGAUGCCAUCGAGUCCGGCACCAAAACGAUACUGGAGAAAUUCGUCGAGGCCGUGGGUGGCUCGUCGGGAGAGGGGAACUACCUCGCCGUCAUUCCUCCUGGACCGGGCUUGCUGAGCGACAGCCUCAUCACCACGCCCAUCGUCAGCAUGGGUGGGGACAUGGGAUCGGGCGCGGGUGGCAUGGAAGGGGUUGAGACUGGUGGCGGAUCUGGUCGACUCGACGAAUUCGGCAUUGACGCCGCGGCCGAUCCAGAACUCGCCAUGGCGUUGCGGAUGAGUAUGGAAGAAGAGCAGCAUCGUUUGGAGCGGGAGCGAAGAGCACGCGAGGAGGAAGAGAGACGGAAUGCCGAUCGGAUGGAGACCAUUACCGAAGAAGUCCAGGCUCAGCAGCAGGCCGCCAGCGGAGAAGGCCAGGACGGCAGUGCAUCAAAACAACCGCGGGUAGAGGACGAUAAACAGGAGUGA